AUGAUCAUAAGGGGAUCGAUGAUCCUGACCCUGCUCCUGGGACUACUGUCGGUGGUGGACCAAAAUGGCGGCCAGGUCGUCGGCCAGGACGCGGCGGCGGCGGCGGUGGCGGCGACGGCGACGGUGGCCGUGGCUGGGUUCGACGACUAUUUUACCUCGCGCAACCUACCUCAAAGGGUCACGCGGUUAGUCCCACGAAGGUCACCGAUGUUGCCGCAGGAUAGCGCCGGGGCGAUGGGCCUGGCGAUGCAGAGCAGAGCGGUCGACACGCGAGUCCAGCUCGAGAUCAGGGAAGGCGAGCCCAAGGGCACCCUGGUCGGCACGAUACCGGUGAAGCCUGACUUCACUUACAGGUUCAACGAGCCGCCCCAGGAAUUCGUGCUCGACCCGGAGACCGGCAAAAUAAGAACAGCGAAGGUUCUCGAUCGUGAAGCUCUCAGCAGUGAUCGGUUCGAUCUGGUCGUGCUCUCGAGUCAGCCGACCUAUCCGAUCGAGGUGCGGAUUCUAGUGCUCGAUAUUAACGACAACAACCCAGAAUUUCCGGAGCCCAGUAUCGCGGUUAGCUUCUCGGAAUCAGCCGUAGCGGGUACCAAGCUGUUGUUGGACGCCGCGACCGAUCGGGAUACACCCGAGAACGGCGUGCUGGACGAUUAUUUUAUCGUUGACGGCAAUACGGAUGGCAAGUUCCGUCUGGAGGUCACUGGAAACCCUACAGGUGAGACAUCGUACCUGCACCUUGAGACUACCGGCAAGCUGGACCGCGAACAGGUGGAAUUCUAUUCGCUCAAUGUCUGCGCCCGCGAUCGCGGCCGACCACCACGGCUGGGUUAUCUGCUGGUGAACGUGACGGUGCUGGAUGUGAACGACAAUCCGCCCGUGUUCCAACAGAGCGAUUACGUGGUGGCGUUGAACGAGAGCGCACCAGUCGGCACGAAGGUGCUGACGGUCCACGCCACCGAUAAGGAUUCGGAGGACAAUUCCAAGCUGACGUAUUAUCUGCCGGAUAAUGAGCGCAAGUUUACAAUUGACCCAGAGACCGGCACGAUCACGACAGCCGAGCCGUUGAAAUGUCCUCAACAACGUUGCACGGUAGAACAACCAAGCGGCGGUUGCCCCAAGAGCUGCGUCAUCACGGUCUUUGCUCGCGAUCACGGUUCGCCCAGGCAGGACGGUCGUACUUACGUGACGGUGAACGUAUUGGACGCGAACGAUCACGAUCCCGUGAUUAAAUUCAGCUACUUUCCACAGAAUGCGCGCUUCGCUACCGUCGACGAGAACGCCGCCAAGGACGCGAUCGUCGCGGCGGUGUCGGUGAUCGAUGACGACGAGGGUCUGAACGGCAAGACGAGUGUGGAGAUACGCGCCGGGAAUGAGUUGGGCCACUUUCGGUUGGAGAAGAUGGAGAGCUUCGAUAUCGUGCGGGUCGACGGCCGGCUGGACCGCGAGGAAAUACCCAAGUAUAAUCUCACGGUGGUUGCCACUGACAAGGGCACGCCGCCCAGAUCGGGUACGGCCUAUCUCGUGAUUCAUGUGAACGACGUCAACGAUCACGAGCCGGUAUUUCAGCAAAGCGAGUACUCGGCGGUGCUGUCAGAACUCGCACCGAUCGGCAGCUUCGUCGCCAGCAUCUCGGCCACGGACGCGGAUUCUGGGCUAAACGCGCGGAUUUAUUACGAGUUCGGUUCGGGUAAUGAGCAGGGCUGGUUCGCCAUCGACAGCGACACCGGCCUGGUUACAACCAUAGCUACUCUGGAUCGCGAGGUCCAAGGUAGCAUCGAAUUACACGUAUCGGCACGAGACGGCGGUCCGAAUACUAAGUACGCGUCCACGCAUCUCAAAGUAACGAUUCUCGAUGAGAACGACGAGGCUCCGCGCUUCUCCGAGAACGUCGUCGAGGUCACACUAUCGGAAAAUACCCCGCCCUAUAGUCUGGUAGCUACUCUCACGGCUGUUGACAACGAUCAGGGUACCAAUGGAAGCGUCGCGUAUAGCUUUCACUCCAGCGUCUCGCGUGAUUAUCCCAAGACCUUUGCAUUGGACGCCCUGACCGGUCAGCUGACGACCAUGGUCGCCCUGGACCGGGAAACCAUAGCGACGUACAGAAUUCUAGUGAUAGCGAAGGAUCAAGGCACGCCGGUACAGUCUUCGACCGCUACCGUGGUGCUGACGUUGGAGGACAUUAACGAUAACUCGCCGAUCUUCUAUCCUUGGAGAUAUUUAAUGUCCAUCUCCGAAGAUGCUCCGGCAGGUACGACGAUAGGUAAAGUAACGGCAACCGACGCCGAUGCUCGGGAGAACGCUCAGGUGAGGUAUACUUUGGAAUCCGGCCGCGAGAGUCUCUUCAUGGUGGAGGAAAGGACAGGCGAGAUUGUUUUGCAAGGUUCUUUGCGGGCUAUGCACGAGACUCUUCACGAAUUGACCAUCUCAGCGAAGGACACUGGCGAGCGGGUGGCAGCCAGGAACGCCGUAGUGGAGAUUAUACGCGAGGAGGAUCUGGAACAUCUCGAAUUCGACACUUACAACGGCUACGAGUUUCGUGUUUUUGAGGAUCGUGGUGAUUGCGACUUCGUUUCGUCUAGUAGUCGGGUGGUCGGCACGGUACAUGUUACGCAGUACGACAACACGGAUAAGGUGAGCUACGCCAUAGUAUUCGGUGAUCCUAGAGGCAACUUCAGGAUCGAUGAGAAUACUGGCGUCAUCAGCACCGCCGGUUGCCUGGACCGCGAACGAGUCGCCUAUUACAGCCUGCAACUGUCAGCGCACGCCAAUUUCGCGUACGGCCAGACAACCGUCAACAUUACCGUGCAGGAUAUCAACGACAAUCCGCCAAAGUUUCCCAGGGGUGAGCGAGGCGACGAAAUCCUGUUGCAGGAGAACGCGGCGGUGGGGCAGGAGGUGUGCCUGGCCCGAGCCAGGGAUCGUGACACCGGUGCCAAUGCCAGAAUCAUUUAUUCCUUGACGCAGAAUUCAGGCGGGCAAUUCAGGGUCGCCGAAAACUCGGGCAUCAUUUACCUGGACAAGCCGAUUCGUGCGCCGCCCGGUACGGUCCUCCAUCUAGAAGUGACGGCGACUGAUUCCGGCAAGCAACCGCUGUCCGCCCAGCACCAAAUUCACGUAACGAUCGAAGAUGUCAAUGAUCACACACCAGUUUUCCGACUGACCAGCUACGAGACUUCGCUUCCGGAAUCUACUCCGGUCAACGAGCGUUUCUUUUCGCUGACAGCUCAAGACGCGGACCUCGGCGCCAACGGCAGGAUAUUAUACAGUGUUACCGAUGGCAAUGCGGAGGGUCGCUUCGGCAUCUUUCCGGAUGGCCAGCUAUACGUGAAGAACACGCUCGAUCGUGAGGAACGGGACUAUUACGCGCUCGAGGUCACCGCAUCCGAUCAAGGCAGCCCAUCACGGAGCUCCGUGGUCCCGGUGGUGGUGCACGUGAUUGAUGAGAACGACAACGCGCCCGAGUUCAUCAAUAGCAGUUUCAGCUUCCAUCUGCGCGAGAACGAGCCGCCCGACACCUUCGUCGGCAAGCUGCUGGCUACUGAUCGCGACGUCGGCCGUAACGCUGAUCUCAUGUUCUCGCUGCCAACCAGCCAGCAGGAUUUCGUGGUCGACCCGAGGAAUGGUUUCGUCAGAUCGUUGCGCGUGUUCGAUCGCGAGCUCCUGGUGACCAAUACCGGCAGCAGCUAUAUCAAUCUGGAAGCUACUGUCACCGACAAUGGCGUUAACCGCCUGCGCGACCGCGUCAAGGUCACCAUCUAUAUCACCGAUGUUAACGACAACGUACCGCAGUUCCAGCGUCUGCCCUAUCGGGUGCAGGUGAGCGAGGGUGCCGCGAUCGGCACACAGCUGCUAAGAGUGUACACGACUGACGUGGACGAGGGAUUGAACGGCGAUGUGUUCUAUUCGCUGGAGGAUGGCAAUCAGCACCGUCAUUUCAUGAUAGACGAGGCCACCGGGCAGAUCUCGUUGAUGAAGGAGCUCGAUCGCGAAACAUCCGACACCUACGUGCUGACCGUCGUGGCGCACGAUGCCGGUCUGGAAACGCGACUGUCAUCUAGCGCGACCGUCCAUAUCGAAGUGCUCGAUGAGAACGAUAACGUGCCGCGCUUCGUCGACAACAAAUCGAAGAUCUCUGUGCUGGAGACUACGCCGACCAACACCGAGCUCUUGCGUUUCAAGGCCACCGACAACGAUCUUGGGCCUAACAGCGAGUUGACAUUCAUCAUAUCGGCUGGUAAUAAAAGGGACACGUUCUAUAUCGAUCCGCUGACUGGUAUCCUGUAUCUGAAGAAACCGCUCGAUUACGAAGAGUUGGUACGUUACACGCUCAACGUCACAUGCAGCGACGGAGGUCAUCCACGGCUCAGUUCCGUCACCAGUCUGACCGUCGAGGUGAUCGACACCAACGACAAUCCGCCAGUGUUUCCAAAUACAGCAAUAGUACGUCAGAUACGCGAGGGUAUCCUCGUGCGAACGCCGAUCGUCACCAUUACCGCAGAGGAUCCAGAUUCGGGGGACAACGGCGUGGUCAGUUACUCGAUCCUCAGCCAGGACCCAGAAGACGAGGUGCGGCGUUUCGGUAUCAACCCGUCGAGCGGAGUGAUCCAUACGUUACUCCCGAUCGACCGCGAAGAGGUGGAUACUUUCAAGCUGGUGGUGAUCGCUACUGAUCAAGCGCAACCGCCAAGUGCUCGGUUGUCUGCCGAGAAACUGGUGAUCGUGAUCGUCGAGGAUGUCAAUGACAACGCGCCGAUCUUCGUCAGCAUGUCGGCGGUGGUGUUACCGCAUCUGCGCGCCGGCAACUUCAACUAUCAUCAAUCCUCGACCAAGGAGGUCGCAGUCACGCAGCUAGUCGCUCGCGAUCUCGACUCUAGCACCAACGGCUUGGUGACGUACGAGCUGCUCCGUUCCAAUGUCAACUACUCGGAUAUGUUCCGGAUCUAUCGUAAUACCGGUCAACUCACCAUGAAACCUCAUCCAACAUUCUCGAAAGGUGGCCUCCUCGAACGAGCAUCCAAAUAUCAGGUAGGCGUCCGUGCGACGGACGAGGCGGUCCAGGCGGAGCGUCGCUCGUCCGAGACUUAUGUGACCUUGAUCGUGCCGGGCGAGAACGGCGACGAUCAGCCGAUUUGGGAGCACCGAGGUCAGAUUGAAGGCAACGUUUACGAGAACGAGCCGAUCGGCACCAGUAUUUUGCGCGUGAGCGCGCGUAGCCAUCGAUCCAACAUCGAGCUCGAGUAUUACGUGACGAACGUGACCGCCGGCGAUGGGCCCCAAGUUGAUCGGCUAUUCGACAUCGACACGAAGACCGGUGUGCUGUCCACCGCGGCCCAGCUCGACCGCGAGACCGGCGUCCAAUGGUACGAGGUGGAGAUAUACGCCAUAGGCAUCGGCGGCACCAGGCCCAGUACGACGUCCACCAAAGUGAGUCCGCGCCGCUUGGCUUUUUGAUUGAUCGUCCCGGUGAUAUUAAUGAUGCUUCCUUCGUCGGC
Messenger RNA from Temnothorax curvispinosus, 5492 nucleotides. RefSeq names its product cadherin-related tumor suppressor-like. NCBI's taxonomy places the organism in Eukaryota, Metazoa, Arthropoda, Insecta, Hymenoptera, Formicidae. The record is from RefSeq and is a predicted model, not a curated record. Gene Ontology annotation, cellular component: plasma membrane; catenin complex. The coding region runs from base 1 to 5451 and encodes 1816 amino acids. Gene Ontology annotation, molecular function: cadherin binding; calcium ion binding. The transcript has a single exon. Gene Ontology annotation, biological process: homophilic cell-cell adhesion.